This is a messenger RNA of Triticum urartu, 718 nucleotides long. RefSeq lists its product as uncharacterized. Lineage: Eukaryota; Viridiplantae; Streptophyta; Magnoliopsida; Poales; Poaceae. The record is from RefSeq and is a predicted model, not a curated record.
CUCUACACUAUAAAACCGGCUUGGGUCGUACAGGCCGUGCAAGUGUGCUUGCUAGCAACAGAAUUGCUAAUCAGGAGAAGAAAAGGAGAGCAUCCAGCCAUGGCAGAGGAGAGGAGCCCCCUGCACCUGCCUCACCACAAGGAGGAGGACAAGGAGGGGGAGGAGAAGCAGCACGGUCACGACCACAACCAUGGCCACGGCCACGACCACAGGGAGCACGCCGGCGGGAGGGGGCUGGACAUGGACCUACCGGCGUACGUCAACAUGGGCUCCAUCACCACCGCGGGCGUUCUCGACUGGAGGUACCAGAAGGCGACAGGGGAGAAGAGGCCGGACAAGGUGAUCGGAUUGAUCAGCGCGGAGCAGGCCAAGGAGGCCGAGCGCAGGGAGGCCGAGGAGCGCAAGGCGGAGGAGGAGGAGGGCGGGGCCGCCUGGGCCAAGAACAAGAAUGUCUACCAGUUCUGAUCGCCGCCGGGCGCCACGCCCAGCCGUGAAUCUCGCGGCAGAUAGUGAUCUGAACGGAAAAAGUUCGCGAUUGAUGAUGGUUAUUUUUUUCUACCGCGCAUACUGUAUGGCAUGCCUGUAUUCACUGCUCAUUUUUCUUGUUUUGUCAAAAGCUUGUCUCGUUUCAGAGUGCUGCAUGAUGUUUCAUCGGUGUUAUUUUUAAUCGUAUCGUGAUGUUUUGUUGUGGAUCAGUAAAAUAAGUGAGUACUCGUCA